AUGGCGACCGCCAAUGACGACCUAAAGUCUCUCACGUCAGCCAUUCAGAGCCUGCUUCAACUACAAAUUCAACAGAGUAGUGCAGGGAAGGCUGGAGGACCACCUCAAAUCGACGCUUAUAAUCAGUUAAGUGCUCGCAUCGAAAAAUAUACAUACGGGACGGCAGAGGAUACAAAGCCGUUCAGGAAAUGGCUUCUCCGUCACGAGUUUACAAUCUGCACGGAGGCAGCGUGUCUCUCUCCGGAAAUGAGAACACGUCUCGUACUUGACAAGCUCGGUCAAUCGGAAUUUGAUAGACUUGUGGACCACGUCGCACCGUUAAAUCCGUCGGAGAUGAGUCAAGAGAACCUUCUGGAAGUUUUAAAGGAACUCUUCCGAGACAAGGUGUCGGUAAUACGCCGACGUAUAGAAGUCCUGAAUUACCGAUACGACAAGUCUACCCCAAUCACGGAGCAUAUCGAUCGCAUCAAUCGCCACGCGGCCGAGUUUGAUCGACCGGGAUUGUCCGACGAUGGGUUGAGAAUACUGUUACUUUUACAGUCAUUCUGCUACUCGAGUGAACACGACGAGCUGAAGAGGAUAGCUCUCCGAGUUGUCGAGAAAAAUCGGGAAGCCUCCCUCAAAGACGUUGUCACCGAACUGGAAGCGUACUUAAACAUAUCUUCAAGCAUGAAAACGCUUGAAAAUCCGCUGAGCGCUGUGUCGCCUUCGGUUCUCAAAGUGACACAGCCGAUACGGUACGAUCCGAAAGUGCCGAAACGGUACGAUCCGAAAGGGCCGAAACCUCCGGUCAGUUCGUUUCAACCUCCCACAAGUGUCAAAUGUAACGGUUGUGGUGGUGAUCACCCUCGUGUAAAAUGCAAAUUUCGGGAUGCAAUGUGCAACAAGUGUGGCAGAAAGGGCCACAUCGCCGUAGUGUGCCGAUCAGAAGGGAAACAGCUGAAAUCUGUCGUAAAAAGUAAGAGUGUAACCACGCUGGCACUUUCUACUGUCAGUAAACGACGUCGACGUUUCGUGGCGGUAUCUGUGGGCGACAAAAUCCUAACUCUUCAAUACGAUACCGGUUCGGAUAUCACUAUCAUCGGGAAAGAUUGUUGGCGCCACCUGGGAUCCCCGGGCCUUACGAAAAGCGAAACGGUGGUACACGCUGGAGGAAGCGAGCUUGGGACACUCGGCUGCUUUCGCACGACGGUCAGUGUGCUCGACCGAGAAGCGGAAAUCGAUAUUCACGUCGCCAAUCGGAAUGGUGUGAAUCUAUUCGGCCUAAACGCCGUCGAUAAUCUCCAGCUUUGGUCUGUUCCGCUGUCAGAGUUGAACACUUCGUACUCUUUAGGGCCGGCAGUUGCGCCAUCGGCCAAAAGAGUUACAAACAAAGCUGUACCGACAGCCACGCCAACUGGCGACGCACACGCGCACGCAGUCACCAAACGAUUUCCUAACCUGUUCUCGAACGAACUCGGGAAGUGUCACGAUUUCACAGUCAAAUUCAAUCUCACAAGUGACGCGCGGGCUGUACAAAUUCCUUGUCGUCCAAUUCCGUUUGCCAUGGAGAAGCCCCUCGAAGAGGAACUCCAGCGACUGGAAUCAAGGAAUAUCAUUGAGCGUGUGGAGUCAUCGGAUUGGGCGUCACCCAUCGUUAUGGUCAGGAAAAACAAUGGGAAAAUUAGACUGUGUGCCGACUACUCUACCGGAGUCAACCGCGCUCUGACAGACAACCGUCACCCUCUGCCUAGUGUGGAUAACAUUAUUACAAAACUUAACGGUGGUUGUUUUUUCAGUUUGAUCGAUCUAAGCGAGGCGUUUAUGCAGCUUGAGAUUGACGAGGCCCAUCGAGAAAUUACUACCAUUACUACUCCGAAAGGGCUAUUUCGGUUCAAGCGCCUACCCUUCGGUAUCAAAACGGCGCCGGCGAUUUUCCAGCAAGCAAUGGAUAGUACCCUCUCUGGGCUCGAAGGAGUUUACGCGUACCUUGACGAUGUCAUAGUUGUAGGUUGCAAUCGUCAGGAGCACGACGAGCGUCUAGUGCGGACCUUGCAACGCCUGGAGGAAAAGGGAUGGAAACUCAGCUUCGAGAAGUGCUUUUUCACUGUUCAACAAAUCAAAUAUCUUGGGUUGAUAGUGAAUAAACAUGGCAUUUCUGCCGAUCCUGAGGCAACACGGGCCAUAGCAAGCAUGCCUAAUCCAAAAAAUGUUUCAGAGGUGCAGAGUCUUCUCGGUCUGGUGAACCACUACGGGAAAUUUAUUCCCUAUUUACAUGAAAUAAAGCGUCCCCUCGAAGAGCUGACACGCAAAAACAAGCUUUGGAUGUGGAAUAAACAUCACGACGCUGCUAUGGAAAAGAUUAAAAAUGUGAUGCUGAGUCCACUCCUGCUAGAACACUACGAUCCAACAAAGACACUGAUAGUGGCUGCCGAUGCUAGCUCCACUGGGAUCGGAGCAGUCCUACUUCAACGCGACUCUAACGGACACGAACGCGCCGUUUAUCACAUGAGUCGAAGUCUCACGGACUCCCAACGGAAUUAUUCCCAGCUGGAAAAGGAAGCACUUGCGCUCGUCACUGGAGUUGAACGCUUCCAUAAAUUCGUAUGGGGCAGACGGUUCGUCUUACAAACUGAUCACAAGCCACUGGUGGCCCUGCUCCAAACCGAAAACACAAAGGGCCUGAGACCAACCACAGCAGCACGGCUCAAGCGUUGGGCACUGCGUCUUCUUGGGUAUGAUUUCAAGAUUGAAUACAUUCGUACUCAAGACUUCGGGCAAGCAGACGCCUUGUCGCGGUUGAUGGUAAAAUUCCGCCAGGAUAAUGCCGAAGAACUACAGGUGGCGGGGGUGCAGGAGGUCGAAAAGGAACUCCUCCAAGUCAGGAAUACUUGCAUCGACUCGUUCGGAAAGGAAAUUCGAGGCAAGCUAAAAAAGGCUACGGAAGAUGAUUCCAUCCUCACCGCUGUGUUCAAGGCCAUCAGAGAAGGCUGGAGCAGUACUGGGAAUCCUGAGUCCUUACAGCACUACCAAAGACGCGCCGAUCAACUCGCCAUAGUGGACGGUACACUCCUACUCAGUGAUAGGAUUGUCAUCCCUGACAAGCUGAGGCCAGCUAUCUUGACCGCUCUCCACCGAGGACAUCCGGGCAUCCGUCGAAUGAAACAACUCGCAAGAGAGUACGUCUACUGGCCAAAAAUGUCAGGAGACAUCGAACAGCUUGUACGCCAGUGCGAUCCUUGUGCGCUGACCCAGAAGCUUCCUCGCAAGGUGCCGCUCAACCCGUGGCCGGUACCAUCACGUCCCCUUGAGCGGGUGCACCUGGACUUCGCUGGUCCCAUCGACGGAAAAUACAUCCUAAUUUUUGUGGAUGCAUACUCUAAAUACCUAGACGUAUCACUCUCAACCUCGAUUUCAGCAAGCCGUACCGUCGAGAUGUGUCGCGAAAUUUUCGCCAGAUAUGGCGCUCCCGAGGUGAUCGUCACUGACCACGGCACCCAGUUUACAGCAGAAGUAUUCGCUGUCUUCUGUCGUGAAAUGCAAUGUACGCAUCUCUUGUCAGCAAUAAAUCAUCCACAAUCGAACGGUCAGGCCGAAAGAAUGGUGGAUACGGUAAAAAGAGCUAUCGCGAAGGAUCCUACAAACUGGAAGAAACAGUUAUACGAGUUCUUGUACAGCUACAGGUAUUCGCCGUGCUCCGCAACAGAUACCGGGAAAUCUCCGGCCGAAAUCUUCUUCGGCAGACGGAUGAACACGCCGUUCACCAAACUGUUUCCUAAGUUCUCAACCGGUGAACAUUCUGGAGCGUCUACUCCGGCAAUACGACGAGGUAUGAAGCAGCAGUUUAACAGACACCACGGCACCAUUCCACGUCAACUUUCCGUGGGAGAUCGUGUAGUGGUCUUGACGAGCAGGAAUAAGCGUGAACAGGGCGAGGUCUGGAAGAUCUUAUCUAAGACGCGCUAUACGGUACGCCUUGACAACGGCAAGGUGGUUGAUCGACAUAUUAACCACAUUUGGAGGGGAGGAUGUGGAACGGCAAAGCCAAGAGGAGGAGAUGAGAUCGACAACUGGGGAUUCUACGAACCACCCCCAAACACCUCUUCUGUUCCGCAGACCGUUCCCGACACUGGCAUACACCUAAACACUUCGCAGGAAACUCAGUUGUCCGGGAACCAACACUUCGAAGAAGCGGUCACCCAACCAGCAUCUACGAGACCAACCCGCCUUCGAGCACCAGUAAGAAGACUGAUGUUAGAUCCAGCCUCUAAAUCCUAUUUGGAGUGCUGA
Messenger RNA from Colletes gigas, 4269 nucleotides. RefSeq lists its product as uncharacterized. Gene Ontology annotation, molecular function: RNA binding; zinc ion binding. Gene Ontology annotation, biological process: DNA integration. The transcript has a single exon. The record is from RefSeq and is a predicted model, not a curated record. Lineage: Eukaryota; Metazoa; Arthropoda; Insecta; Hymenoptera; Colletidae. The coding region runs from base 1 to 4269 and encodes 1422 amino acids.